Schistosoma guineensis is the source of this 924-nucleotide messenger RNA. NCBI's taxonomy places the organism in Eukaryota, Metazoa, Platyhelminthes, Trematoda, Strigeidida, Schistosomatidae. The record is from the annotation of a GenBank genome assembly.
AUGUGUGGCAGGACGGCUUGUGCUUUGGAACCGAGCACGAUAUGUGCCAAAUGUCAGCUUAAUCUUCGUAACAACAAAGAAAUAGGGCAACCUAACUGGCACAAUGCUCCUGGUGGUCAAAAGUAUAAUCCGUCAUAUAAUAUAUCUCCAGGAUCAUUCACACCAGUUCUAGUUUCAAACCAGUUCACUGAUACAAAGGAUAAAGGCCAUUCACUUCAGGUGAUGCGUUGGGGUUUAAUACCUGCGUUUAUUCAUGGGGACUCGACUUCCACUUUUCACACAUUCAACGCUCGUAUCGAAUCAUUAUUAGAUAAACGCUCUUACAAGUGUUCACUGCAAGAAGGCAAACGAUGCGUAGUUGUGGUUCAAGGAUUUUAUGAAUGGAAAAUUGGAAUCAAGAAAAAACAACCAUUUUAUUUUUGUCCUUCAGAUCCUGACAAAUUGCUUAUGAUGGCAGGUUUGUUUGCUCAUAAUUAUGAGAAACAGAUGUAUUCAUAUACCAUAAUAACCACAAGUUCAAAGGGCAUCAUGGCAGAUGUGCAUUCAAGAAUGCCUAUCAUUUUAGAUAACGAUGAUGAUAUUUGUGAGUGGCUGGAUCCCGCUGAAUCCAAUUAUAAACAAGCAUAUCAAUUUCUCACCGAUCUUGCAGACAAUCUGGACAAUGUGUCUGUCAUUAAAUAUCCCGUUACAUCUCAGGUCAACAAUUCCACGUAUAACGAGCCUAACUGUAUUAAACCGAUUAGUGAAGAAGAAGAACACAAGAAAAUGACUAAAUCUUAUGGUAGCUCAAAUAUAAUGAUGCAAUUUCUUAAGCGUUCAAAUAAAGAUAGUACUUGUGAUCAAACAAAUCCUGGCAACAAUUCUAGUUAUGAUGUUUCACACAAAAAUAUUGAUGCAAUAAAAAAAGAGGAAGCAAAUCAAUAG